AAGUAUUAGGCACGCACAAGUUACCAACGGGAUCUUUACGAUAGCAGGAUGAAUAUGCUGUGCAAAUACUCACACUAUACAAUAGCUUGCCGGUGGCACUGAAACUUCUCGCUGGCGUUUACUCAGACAAUGUGCAGUCUUGUCCGCACAGCGACCGCCCUGGCUAUUGUUCCCGAAGCACACAUUCGGGCACUUUUGUUCCCUGCUCCAGCUUAAAAGUCCUCCAUGUCUGCCAUGGUAUCCCUACCAAGCUAGUCUUGCGUCGAACGACCCCCAGACCUCGUCUUACGACUCACUCCUCACAGUCUCUACACGUAGUCACCGACUCACGACCAGAUCUUUCUGACUGAUCACGCCAGCCUACGCUUUCGACGCUUUCGACAAUUCGGUUUUCCCACUUUGAAAGCUUUGGUUCACGAGUUAGUGUCUUUCUCCGCUGCUCUAGCUGUUAGCUAAAUAUGUUCUUCGGUAGAACAUAUUGAUGAUGUACGCUGGCGUUACUCAGGAAGCGAUCAUGACCUCCGCACCCAAGCAAGCGCCAUUAUAUCCCUUCCUCUCUCAGCCGCCUCCCCAAAAGAAGCGUCCAACUCAGCCCCUGCCAUCUCCCCCGACGCAGGUGUCUACCAGCCCUGAGCGACCUCUCCCAGGACGCCGCCGGUCUGCGACCAUCUCUGCCAUCACGGCAUGGUGUGCAGACGUCCAUCCUGGAUCACCUGCUCCCUACUCCCCGAGACGCAGCCCUUGCGGUGUCCGCCGCUCUUCAGGCUCUCGUCUUGGCUCGCGUCGUCCAUCUAUCAGCUCUGGUCACGUCGCUUCCGGCUCUUACUUUGCCAUCACGCCCUCCGCCGAUGACUUUAAGGAUCAUGACUUUGCUGCGCUCGGCUACACCUCUGUAUUCGUGCGCUUUCCUGGCACGCCUGUCACGCCUGAGCUGCGUCGAUCAGCUGCAUCUUCUCUGCCUGUAAGCCCUGCGAAACGGGGCCUGAAGCAAUCCAAGUCUCUCACGUCGCUGAAGCCUGCAAAGCGUUCGCGUUCGCGAGCUCCUCCCUCUCCUCCAUUCAAUCCUUCCCGUACAUCUGCAGAAUUCAAGCGUUCCCGCGCGCUCUCCAACGCGGCCAUCGCGAAGAGCAAGAAAUCCAAGUAUGCCAAGCUGCGUCCUGCUCCACUCGCCAACAGCCUCGCACUCGCGCAGUUCUUGGACGGCGGGAGCAUGGAGCACCACAUCAAGCACUACGCUUAUAACCAGGCGAAGACUGCUGGUGCGGUCAAGGUUGACGGGCAGCUGGUUGGCGUGGGGGACAUAUGGAGAGACGAAGCGGGUGGCGUGUGGCGCGACCAGGAUGAGGAGUGGGAGUUUGCGCACCUCUUGGGCGACAUCGACGACACAGUCGACUGGGUCUCAUUCGGCUCGCCGAAGCCUGCCAUGGGCGAGGAGCGCCGCGGGAGCCUCUCGACACAGGACUCGGACCUCAGCCCGCGGUAUGCGAUGCACACCGAUACGGAUGUGCACGACGACCUCGCAGCGUUCGGACAGGUGCUGCUCUCCCCCGCGCCCAUCAAGCCUGGAAUGUCUGUGCUUGCGAUCCCCGCGCGCAACCGCCGCGCCGCGAAACACCUGCGCAAGCCCGAGUUCCUGCUCAACGCCUUCCCCGUGCCAAGCUCGCCCACUGGCCCACACGCUCAGCACUCGCCACGGCCCGCGGCGCACCAUACAGGCGGCGUACGCCCAAAGGGCAAGGCGCGCCGUCGGCCUGCACCGCUCAAGCUGGUACCUCAGAGCCCUGCGCGCAAGCUCGCUACGAACUCCGAGGCAGAUGCGGACCAGCUGCGGGAGGAGUUCCUCAUGGACUCAUUCAGGCCUCGUCCGCGGCUUGGACGCUCUGGUCAGGUGUCGCGUGUCGCUGCUCUGCCGCAGGGCGCUGUCUAUGCAGUUCCGCGUCAGAUACUUGUCAAGCCGUCGGUCAUGAACAUGAAGGGCUUUCUCAGGGCGACGCUGGGGACUAGGAAGGUAUGUGCCGCGUAAAACCAAAAGUGAUUAUUUGCCUCUACUCUGCACUGUGUGCUCUUGGAUAGAUCCUGCCAUGCGUCUUCCGACGCUCUACUUUAUUAGAAUUUCCUGUUAAUAAUGUUGUAAUAUCUCCGCAGUGGUAAAAUAAAACUUCGAUGUUGUACCCAGUUUGGCUCGGGCUUUGAGUUUGAGUCUCAAUACAAUGUGCCGUUUUAAGGCGCUUCAGAUGAGCGA
Molecule: messenger RNA, 2242 nt
Organism: Phanerochaete carnosa HHB-10118-sp
Lineage: Eukaryota; Fungi; Basidiomycota; Agaricomycetes; Polyporales; Phanerochaetaceae
Exons: 1
Coding region: 485-2023 (512 amino acids)
Source: RefSeq, a predicted model, not a curated record